AGCCGAGCGGGGACGUAGCGUGGGCUCAGGAUGAUGCGGGGCAGCCCUCGGAUUUUCCAAUGCGCUCAGCCGAGCCAAAGGGUUCAGGUCCCCAAAUCCGGGUCGGGAGCGACGGGAGGCGCCAGAAAGGGUGCCAUCAGCGCGGCUGCAAAGCUGUUCCCGAGGCCGAGCUCCCAAAGGCUUUGCCAGCACUCCUGAUGUCUAGAGAGCAAGGUGCCGUUUAUUCCACGCAGAGAGAUACUGGCUGUGAGCAGGAGGAGAGUGAACUCAGCUCCAUUUCUGGAGUUGUGAAGGAGCCCCUGAAGAACAGAUCAGCAACAGGGAAUAGACUCAGAAGAUUCCUGGGUGAACGGUUCAGGUGCCAUCCCGUGGGCACGGCGGUGCUGAUUCUGCUGCUCCUGGUGCUGGUGCUGGCUUUGGGGGCGGCCUUGGCUGUGCUGGCAGCACAACAGGUUCCAGGUACGCCUGCGAUUUUGCAGUGCUGUCCAUUUGGCUGGCUGGGGUUCAAUGCGGUCUGCUACUACUUCUCACGGGAUUACAGCACGUGGGAGCAGGGUCAGGAACGGUGCUCCGAGCUCAAUGCCUCCCUGGCCAUUGCCCAGGAUGAGGAGGCCAUGGAUUUGCUUUUCCGCCUCCGCGGGAACGUCGAUUUCUGGCUCGGGCUGCGCAGACGGGGCGAGCGCCUGCACUGGGGGGACGGCAGCAGCUACAGCUCCCGGUGAGUGCCGGGGAGCCGGGCAGGGCCUGGGGGCACAGGGGCACAAGGGCUUCCCCUGGCAGCCAGCGCUGCCUCUGCUCCUCCCUGCAGGGUUCCUGUUUUUGGCAACUCCGAGUGUGUGUACCUGGCUGACAGGAGAUUCAGAAGUGGGAACUGCUCCAGUGAGCGGCCGUAUGUCUGCAGCAAGGCCCAAGCUCCCCUGUAACAGGGGCUGCACAAAGGACCUUCUCCACGCUGGGCAGUGCCAGCUUCACCUCUGAGCCCAGCACAGCGCUGUCCUUCCUCAGCUGCGCCCUGUGCCUUGCACUUCCUCUCAGGGUCACCUCAGUGCCUCUUCAUCCCCAGUGCCAGCGCUGGGCUGGGGCUGCAAAGGAAAAGUCUCUGCAAUCCAUCCUGGCACCGAUGCUGCCUGCAGUGAGGGCAUUGCCCUCACGACACAACGAGCUCCAAAGGAAAAUCCAAAUCUUCCUGGGGUCUUGGAAUCCACCAACUGGUCGGAAUGUGUUGACACAAUUGGACUGUCUGUGGAAGAGGAGGAAGAACCGCUGACACGUGCCGAGCAGGAAUCCCUCUUUUGGCAUCAGGCACCUGACUGUGAACAAGGGUCUCUCAGCUGCUGGCUCUUGGUCUGUGUCGCCUUUGGAGGAGGACGGUCGGAGCUGCUGCCUUGGGGAAGGGAAUUCGCUGCCACCGCCACAACCCAGCCCAGAGCUGCUUCUCCUGCUGUGGGGCUGUGGGCUGAGCCUGUGCUGGUGAGAGCAGCCCCUGCACGGGCCCCUCAGUGUCACCCCUCAGUGCCGCAGAGCCCUGUCCCCCCUGCUCGGGUGCCUGGGAUCCUGAGCUCGCCUCUCCCUGCCCUGCUCACACCCGGCUGCCGCUGCCGCGCCCCCGCUGCCCCUCGGGCACUGCUCCGAGCUUUGGCUGCUCCGGAGCUGCGAGGAACGGAUUCGGACAGAAUCUUUAAACAUUGAUAGAAAGUUCACACGGUCUUGUAUAUCUGUAUGCAAAUAUUGAGAUCAGGUGUGUUGACUUAGGAAAGCUCUGGAAUAGAGAUGGUGUUAUCAUCCGGUUGAAUUCAAAACAAUUUCUAAAAUACAAUAAGUUUAUGUAAAAGGGUAUAUAUAUAAACGAGGCUUGAGAAAAAGAGUAGAUAUUUUAGGGAAUUAGAACCAUGAAAGAUGCAUUGUAAUAGGACUAUGUGAGGUAAAAAUACAGGUGAUUGGUGUAAGAAGUAAUAUAGUAGUAUUGUGUAGUAAAAGCUUAUAGCUUGAAAAGCAUAUGUAAGAUAUUGUAAUUAGGAAAGAAGUUAGCUUAUAAGAAAAUAACGUUGAGGUUUAUAUUUCUUAUGUUUCAUUCGUUAUUAAGACUAAUAAUAAAAUCAUUUAAAACA
Molecule: messenger RNA, 2108 nt
Organism: Melospiza melodia melodia
Lineage: Eukaryota; Metazoa; Chordata; Aves; Passeriformes; Passerellidae
Product: C-type lectin domain family 2 member D-like
Exons: 5
Coding region: 60-722 (220 amino acids)
Source: RefSeq, a predicted model, not a curated record